UAAAGUAUCCUUCCUGUAAUCAUUUUAAUGGCGCUUUUGGAGAGUCCCAAGUAUCAGAGCGAUAUGAUUAUUAAAUUCCCAGGAGACCAAAAUGCCUCCUGAGAUCAUUUACUCAUCACACCUGGUUUUUUGUUGUCCAUGUGCAUGCUUACAUCUACACCGUUCGCAUGUGAGCAAACAUCUUAAGAACAAGUCUCGUGGGAAUCAUUGCCGUAUGAGUCGAAACAAUGAAAAGAUCUGAAGUUCUCCGACUUUUGUCUAGUUUCACAGCAGCACCAUAAUCAUGAACAACUCCUGAAUGUGCGGCACUUACGAAACGCCCAUACUAGACCAUUACCUCCCCAUGAUGUUCUCAGAGUUCCUAUUGGGCCUUAUCGGGAACAUUCUCGCCCUCUCAAUGUUCUUCUUCCACAGGGACACCUGGGAGCCCAAUUCUGUUUAUCUUGCCCAUCUAGCUCUGGCGAACUCAUUGGCCCUUCUCUGCCUUCCUUUCAGGGCCGACUACUACCACAGGGGCAAGGACUGGGUCUACAGAGACGCUUUCUGUCAUAUUUUGCUCUCGUAUUCCUUCCUCACUGCUGUUGCCGUGGACCGAUACCUGAAGAUCAUCCACCCUCUCCACCGAAUGGGUCUGUGCUAUGCCCUGUGGUUCUCAUGGCCUUUGUGUUCUCAUCACAGCCAUGACUGUCUACCUCCUAACAGAUGAACAUUUAUACUAUCUAAACAACCACACGCAGAGCGAAAGCUUCAACAUCUGCUUUGGGAAUAAUUCAAGGUUCAACAUGCACAAUGUUAUCUAUGUUCUCCAGUUGUUUGUGCCCACGGCCAUUGUUAUCUACUGCACAACCUGCAUUACAUGACAGUUCUAAGACUAAGACAGUGUGUGGACUAAGGAGUGGCUGCGGUUUUCAUGAUAUGUUUCUUCCCGAGCAACAUCUCGCGUAUCACCUGACGUCCUGAAACUCUGGUAUAAUGAUGCAUUUGAACUGAAUUAGAUACUCUACAGUCACAGAGACAACAGACACUCACACACAACAGCAAUCACACAAAAGUGGAUUUAAAAUGAGAUUUAU
Molecule: messenger RNA, 1073 nt
Organism: Carassius auratus (goldfish)
Lineage: Eukaryota; Metazoa; Chordata; Actinopteri; Cypriniformes; Cyprinidae
Product: hydroxycarboxylic acid receptor 1-like
Exons: 1
Coding region: 299-706 (135 amino acids)
Biological process (GO): G protein-coupled receptor signaling pathway
Cellular component (GO): membrane
Molecular function (GO): G protein-coupled receptor activity
Source: RefSeq, a predicted model, not a curated record